CUCAUCUGGGGGGAUCGGGUACUGAUCCCCACCGCGCUCCGGCCACUAGUUCUGGAUCUGCUCCACAAGGACCACCCGGGCAUAGCACGAAUGAAGGCAUUAGCCCGUAGCUAUGUAUGGUGGCCCUUGCUGGACACAGAGAUAGCGGCCCAUGUGGGCUGCACGACCUGUCAAUUAUCCAGGCCCAACCCCCCUGCCGGGCCUGCUCAUGAGUGGGAGGCUCCGAGAGGCCCAUGGUCUCGCCUCCACAUCGAUUUCGCUGGUCCCUUCCACGGCCAGAACUUCCUGGUUGUGGUGGAUGCCUACUCUCGGUGGGUGGAGCUAGUCCUCAUGGGCUCUACCACAGCCGAGAGUACGGUCAGGGCUCUACGGAAACUGUUCGCAACCCAUGGGUUGCCGGACGUGAUGGUUUCGGACAAUGGGCCCCAGUUCACAUCCACCACCUUCCAGGAGUUCUUGGCGAGGGUGGCGGCUUACCUGCUAAGCCAACAUUCCACCCCCUGCCCAGCUACCAACAAAAGCCCCGCGGAGCUCUUGAUGGGCCGGCGUCUGCGGACUUCCCUGGAUAGGCUUCACCCGCUCUAUUCAGGGGAUCAGCCGAGCAAUCUGGGGGUUCUCCCUCCCCGGUCCUUUAAGUUAGGGGAUCCCGUGUGGGCUCGGUCCUUUGCGGGGGAACCAAGAUGGGUGCCUGGUUCUAUCGUUGCCCUGACCGGCCCAUGUUCUUUUAGGAUCCAAUUGGCUGAUGGAUCCCAAUGGAGACGCCACCUGGAUCAAUUAAGGAGGCGUCUCCCGUCGCAGGCUGGUGGCCGCGAACCCCCGAGUGACAACACCGCAGUACCGGGGUUGCAAUGUGAAGCCUUCGCCACUCCAGGCCUCAACCUGCUGUGUCAACCACAAAGUCCUCAAGCUGAGAGACCGCCCUGCCUACCCAGGCGCCAGCUACAAGGACGCCAGCCCAACAGCUCAAUCCGAGAACACUACCCAGAGGGUCCCUCCUACGACCAGUGA
Thamnophis elegans (Western terrestrial garter snake) is the source of this 1008-nucleotide messenger RNA. RefSeq lists its product as uncharacterized. Gene Ontology annotation, biological process: DNA integration. Lineage: Eukaryota; Metazoa; Chordata; Lepidosauria; Squamata; Natricidae. Gene Ontology annotation, molecular function: nucleic acid binding. The record is from RefSeq and is a predicted model, not a curated record.